AUGACUAACCGCAUCGGAGGAGAUCGCUGAUUUAAUGUGAUGAACGAGAGAAUAUGACAGACUGACGGUUGUAACGUUAUUUUACCUAAAGAAAGCAUACCUGGAAGAAAGCUCAAGCGUUUCUGAAUCUAACAGCCAAAACUCAAGCCUCCCCACAUUUUACGCGUUCCGUCCAACUUUGUAUGGCAAUCUUCAGUUACACCGAAUCCGUAAAUAACCUACAGAUAAAGGUAUGAAUAUCUCAGCGAAUAACAAAAGGACCGUGAAUCUGCUCAUGACAUCACUAUGGCACUCAAUAACGAGAAAAGACAUGAAACCAUUAUUAUAAUAGUCAUCAUUUACCUUACCCGAUCCUUGUGCGGUUCAAGCUUCGGUCGAUCCAUACGCAUUUCGCACCAUUCUUUAGGAACAUUCUUUAUGAAACCUGAAGAUUAAAAGGGAAAGCAUGGAAUUGUUAAAGCUUUGGCGAAUCAAAUAAACCCAAAUCGGAACCAGCACCCAGCAGAAAAACCAUCUUCGUCUAGUAGAGAAUAAAGUACACGAAUGCGGGGUUAGAUAUCCAUACGUACACUUACAGAGAAGAGGCGAGAAGAUGAGAAACAUGCGAAGAGGAUGUCCCAGCUGCGUUCUGAUGGUUGAAGAGGAGACGUUGAUGUGACCUGGCAAACGAAAUAAAGUUCAUCCAAAGGGACUGUUCUAACGAGAGAAGGAAUUUUCUAAACGGGACUACUUAGUGUGGUUUACGCUAAUAUGGGUGUAAAACUGCAGUCUCAUCGUGUGUCCUCAAGAGACACAUCCGUAUUUUCCCCGGAGAAAUAUCAGGUGUUUAAAUCCAGUAAUCCACAAUGCUGUCUUGAGAAUUCUGACCGAGAAAGGAGUGCAACCAGCCAGUAAAUCCGACAUAUCAAAAUGAGGUGAAAUUCUGAUUGGACCUACGCCAAUGGAACAAUCUGUUAUCUGCUGAGGAUCCAUCGACAAGAAAAGGGAGGAAAUUCCGUCGGCAGUGCCGUGCCAAUCGGCAAGAGCACAGUCUGUGGCAAGAGAUUCCAGUUAGGUAGACAUCUUCGAAUGGAAUCAUUGGAGUCGUUUGAAUGCGGCAGAUAGCGGAAGGAUUGAAGUACCGUGCAUUAAUAAGCAGGUCCAUCCGUGUAAUUGGGAUACGUUUUCCAUGGCCACUCAUCCAUGCGACCCACCUAACUCCACCCUCAUAUUGCCAUCGGUCGUCACUCUUUUUCGUAUAAAAUCGUGGAGGAAUGAGUUGGAAAGUAUCAGUUAUCCAGCUGUUUCAAACAAGUCAACUACUGCUCCAACAUGAAGUUCUUUAUCGUCGGUGCCCUUAUUGCGUUCGCUGCUGCCGAUUCCUACAAGGCUGCUGAAUACGAAGCCCCAAAAUACAACAUUUCCAAGUACGAGGUUCCUAAAUACGAGGCCCCCAAGUACGAGGCUCCUAAAUACGAGGCUCCUAAAUACGAGGCUCCUAAAUACGAGGCUCCUAAAUACGAGGCCCCUAAAUACGAGGCCCCCAAGUACGAGGCUCCUAAGUAUGAAGCCCCCAAGUACGAAGCCCCAAAAUACAACACUCCCAAGUACGAGGUUCCUAAAUACGAGGCCCCCAAGUACGAGGCUCCUAAAUACGAGGCUCCUAAAUACGAGGCUCCUAAAUACGAGGCUCCUAAAUACGAGACUCCCAAGUACGAGGCACCUAAAUACGAAACUCCCAAAUACGAAGAAGUGACAUACGCCUCUCAACCCUACAGCUUCGGAUACGACGUCCAGGAUAAAGAAUCUUACAAUGACUUUGAGCACAACGAGAAGUCCGACUACAACGUAGUCAGCGGAUCUUACCGCGUUGUUCUCCCCGACAGCCGCAUCCAGAUCGUCACCUACAAGGCUGACGCCAACGGAUACACCGCUGAUGUGAAAUACGAAGGGGAAGCCAAGUACCCCGAGUACGCUGAGCCCCAAUCCAAAGCUGAUGCUUCCUACUCCGCUCCAUCAUACAAGGCUCCCGAAUAUAAACAACCGGCCUACGUCGCCCCCGCUUACACCGCGCCAUCCUACACUACCCCAGCCUACAAGGAGCCAGUCUACACCACUCCAGCAUACACUACUCCAGUCUACACUACUCCAGCCUACACUACUCCAGCCUACAAAGCCCCUGCGGCCUACCCUAAAUAUUAGUUCUCAUCAAUUGCGUUUUCUUAAUUCUCAGAUUAUUAUUUAAUAAAUUCUUCAAACGAUU
Messenger RNA from Daphnia pulicaria, 2242 nucleotides. Its product is annotated as repetitive proline-rich cell wall protein 1-like. The record is from RefSeq and is a predicted model, not a curated record. Gene Ontology annotation, cellular component: extracellular matrix. Lineage: Eukaryota; Metazoa; Arthropoda; Branchiopoda; Diplostraca; Daphniidae. The transcript is spliced from 11 exons. The coding region runs from base 1312 to 2181 and encodes 289 amino acids.